Messenger RNA from Emys orbicularis (European pond turtle), 3993 nucleotides. RefSeq names its product NCK associated protein 5 like (gene NCKAP5L). The coding region runs from base 1 to 3993 and encodes 1330 amino acids. NCBI's taxonomy places the organism in Eukaryota, Metazoa, Chordata, Testudines, Emydidae. The transcript is spliced from 11 exons. Gene Ontology annotation, biological process: microtubule bundle formation; microtubule depolymerization. The record is from RefSeq and is a predicted model, not a curated record. Gene Ontology annotation, cellular component: microtubule plus-end.
AUGUCGGAAGCUGUGGCUGAGGGCCGGGGAGACAUGAAGCCAGAAGAGGGCGGCAGCGAGCCGGGAACGAGCCAGGAGCUGCUGCAGAGACUGCGGGAGCUGGAGGCAGAGAACUCGGCGCUGGCUCAGGCCAACGAGAACCAGAGGGAGACGUACGAGCGCUGCCUGGACGAGGUUGCCAACCACGUGGUGCAGGCUCUGCUCAACCAGAAGGACCUGCGCCAGGAGUGCCUCAAGCUGAAGAAGAGGGUCUUCGACCUGGAGCGGCAGAACCAGACCCUGAGCGACCUCUUCCAGCAGAAGGUGCAACUGACGACCGGCUCGCUGCCCCAGCUGGCCCUGCACCCGGUGCCCGUGGUGUGCAGCCCCCCGGCCGGUCUCCAGUUGGGCUCGGUGGAGAAGCUGGCCCCCCCGCUGCCCCUGGGACGCUGCGCCCUGCCGAGGGAGGUGGGGUACGGAGGGCUGCGGGCAGGCGGCCCCAGCUCUCAGUCCAUGGAGGCGUUGUCUCCGUUCUUCAAGAAGAAAGCACAGAUCCUGGAGGUGCUGCGGAAGCUGGAGGAGACGGACCCCCUGCUGUGCCCCCCACCCUGCCAGCUGUCUCCCUGGAGGGACCCCAGCCACUCCCCUGCUGAGCUUGGCUCCCACAAAUCCCUAGCGGCCAGCCGGAGCCAGCCGGAGUCGCCGGUGAAUGGGGAGGGGCCCCUGGCUGCCACCCAUGAGCUGUGGCCGUCCUGCCUGCUGCGAGCACAGAAUGGCCUGGAGGAGGUGCUGAAGUGGAAGGGUGAGGAGGGGGGGCCCCUGGAGGCCGAGGGGGGGCGCCCCCAGCUGCUCCCCCCACUGUGCUGCCAGCAGAAGAGCGAGGGCAGCUCCUCGUCCUCCUCCGACGAGACGGGGGAGCUGGGGGAGCUGGGACCUGUGGAGAAGGGCCCCCCGGGUGAGGCCCUGCUGAGCACCCUGGCUGAGAAGAAGCUGGACCUGGGCCUGCUGCUGGAGGAGACCGAGUGCUACCUGCAGCACUUCCUGAAGCAGGGCUGCCCGCUCAACGGGGAGCCAGCCGCUGCCUACCGGCUGGAGGGGCCCCCGGGGGCGCUGGGCCCCAAGCCAGGGGUGCUGGGCAAGGCCCUGAGCCGGGACAUGCUCACCGGCCUCUCGGUCAUGGGCAAGUACCAGCCCACGAAGCCAGCGUCAGGCCCAGCCCAGGGCAGCGCAGACAAGCCAGCUUUUGGCACAGCCGCCGGCGGCCAGGACCUGGGGCCCUCCCUGGAGCCGGCCCUGGAGCGCCAGGCCUACAUCAGCGUCUGCCUCUCCGGAGACGAGCCCCCCGAGAAGAGUGCCAAGGGCUUCGGCCAGACCUUGGCUCAGGGCAAGCCCAAGCUGCAGCCGGGCCCCCCGUCCCCGGGCGGUGGGGCACUUCCCCUGCCCUCCCCCUCCAAGAUGGUCAAGUUCCUGAAGAUGCCCACGCCCGGGGAGAAGCCCCAGGGCCCCAACCCUCUGCGCCUGAGCCCCCAGCUCACCCGCAGCUCCAAGAUCCCCUGCCGUAGCAACAGCUACGAGCCGUGCCCCUCGCCCGUGCUCAGCCGCAGGGCCUCCCCCGAGGGGCCCGCGGUGCCUGCCUGCCCCCUGCCCCCUGGGGCCGGCGGCCAGGCCUCCCCCAAGGCUGGCAGGCACCUGGCCCCCGGGCCGGCCGAGGCCGCUGUGCAUGGCCCCCCAAAGCCCCACGACUACGAGAACGUCUCGGAGCUGUCGGUGGGCGGCCUGGCCUCCCCGCUGGAGCGGCCCAAGGGCUCCCGCUCCACCCCGUCGCGAGGCACCAGGCCAGACGCCCCCCACUGCCCGCCGGAGCUGUGCCCCUACGCCCCUGCCAAGGAGGGCCGGGAGCGGGGCGCUGAGUCCCCGCCGGCCGCCCGCAGGAGUGCUGGGGGCUCCGCCGGGCCCAGGAGGCCUGGGAACAGCGCUGGGAAGAAGCAGCUGGAGCCGGGACACCUGCCGUUUAAGGAGCGUCUCUCGGCGCUGGGGAAGCUGAAGGGGGCCGAGACCGGGGAGCGGAAGGAAGCGCCGGGCCCGGAGAAAAACGCCUGCCCUGGGAAGGCCAGGGCACCAGGCCGGCCCUGCGAGGAGGCGCUGGAGGCCAGGGCACAGCCUCGGCCGGGCGCGGGCGGCAGCCUCAAACACCAGGAGCAGUGCCACGGCGGGGAGCCGGCCGGGCGGUGCUACUCCUCUGGCUCGGUGGGCUCCCGGCUGGAGGCUGAGACCUGCUCCUCGAAGCACUAUGCCGCCAAAGCCCGCCAGCCGGGGGCGCUGGGCGCAGUGGGGACCCCCCUGGGCCCCAGGAACCCCCCCAAAGCCCCUCCGGUGCUCCCGGCCAAGGGCGCCAAGAGCCCCCAUGGGAGCCCCACCAAGCUGCCCUCCAAAUCGCCCACCAAGGCGCCGGCCAAGGCUGGGGCUCCCCGCCCACCAGCAGAGGAGGCAAGGCCCGGUGGCCCCAAGCCGCCCCCCACACCGCCGCCUGGCGCGGGCCGCAAGCCCCCUGACUGUGCCAGGGCCCCGCCCCUGCCUGGCCAAGCUCUGCCCGCGGUCGGCCCCGCGCUGCACUCGGCCAUCGAGGAGAAGGUGAUGAAGGGCAUCGAGGAGAACGUGCUGCGCCGCCAGGGCCAGGACAAGGGGCUGGCGGGCGAGGGGAAGCCGAAGAACUCCAGCGGCAUCGCCAGCUGGUUCGGGCUGCGCCGGAGCAAGCUGCCCGCCCUGAGCCGGCGGCCCGAGGGGCUCCAGGCCAAGGAGGAGCGGAAGCAGUGGGGCGGGGCCGCCUCGCCGCUGCGCCGGGAGGGGAAGGUGGCGGCCUGCAAGCUGGAGGCAGAGAGCCUCAACAUCUCCAAGCUGAUGGAGAAGGCGGAGGACCUGCGCAAGGCGCUGGAGGCGGAGAAGGCCUACAUCAACGGGCUGGCGCUGGAGAAGGGCCGGCCCCACGCCUGCGGCAUCCUCAUGGAGCAGACGCAGAACGAGCUCCAGGUCAUGUACCAGGAGGUGACGGCCGAAAACUUCAUGCAGCAGCUGCUGAACAGGGUGGACGGGAAGGAAGCCUAUGAGAGCCGGCUGGAGCAGAAGAGGGAGCUCCGGGAUUUCCAGAGGGUCUCGCAUGACGCCAAAGACCCCAGGCUCUUCCGGCCCCCACGGAACGGCAUCGUCGGCCACCUGCGGAGCUGUGAGGAGACCCCCGAGAAGAGCCCAGACCCGAAACUCCGGGAGGAAAUCCCAUCGGACGACAGCCUGGCUGAGUCAGUGAACUCCCAGCACUUCACAGCGUGUGGCUCCCUGACACGGACCCUGGACAGCGGCAUCGGCACCUUCCCUCCCCCCGACUACUGCAGUGGGGCUCCCAGUAAAAACCUCCCCAAGCUGAAACCCAGCCUGGACCCGCUGCCCAGCCUCGCCCCGGGGCGGCCCCCCGGCGGCCCCAGAGUCCCCCGCAAGGCCCGCACACUGGAGAGGGAGGUGCCCAGCGCGGAGGACGUUCUGGCACCCGGCAAGCACCAAAGCAUGCCCACGUUCCACGGAGUGCUGGCCAGCGUGGAGCCGCCCCCGAGCCUCCGCGGCCACGGAGUCUGCCCCGAAGACCCCCACCUGGAACCCGGCCGAGCGCGGCGAGUGCAGCAGAGCAAGAACUGGACCUUCCCCAACUCCAAGGCCUGCGGCGGCUCCGCGGACCCCUUCCUGUGCACGGCCCGGGACCUGGAGGGGCUGCACGGGCUGGCCGGGAGCUCCGCACGCAGCACCGCCGAGAGGAAAAGAGCCUCCUCAGAUGGGCCCCGCCUGCCGCCCCCCUCCCCACCGGCAUUCAGCGCCAGCCGGACGCCCAGUGCCUCUGACGUGGGCGAGGAAGGCAGCAUGGAGCUGAAGUCCAGGGACACGGGGCAGGGCCAGCCGGGCCUGGAGAACUCGGAAUCGCUCAGUGACUCGCUGUACGACAGUCUCUCCUCCUGCGGGAGCCAAGGUUAA